Micropterus dolomieu (smallmouth bass) is the source of this 3702-nucleotide messenger RNA. RefSeq names its product interleukin-31 receptor subunit alpha-like. The transcript has 16 exons. Gene Ontology annotation, molecular function: protein binding. The record is from RefSeq and is a predicted model, not a curated record. Bases 301 to 2613 code for a protein of 770 amino acids. Lineage: Eukaryota; Metazoa; Chordata; Actinopteri; Centrarchiformes; Centrarchidae.
UCGAGAAUAAACAGACAAACGCUAUCACUCGUUACAAGCUGUCGACAAAUAACUUCACUUCCUCUUAGCUCGCGGUGUUUCCAGUUGGGUAAUACCUCCCGUUUAUUUCAGGGUUUGCUUCAGUUCCUGUUACUUAAUAGCUAAACUACAGAGUUAGUGAGGAAAAUGCGGCUCAUUGUAGCGUAAAGUCUGCCAUUUCAGACACAGUUUAGCCGAUAUUAAUUAUUUUAUCUUGUGCAGCUGAACGGAACACAGCUGUAAAUCUAUUUUAAGGCAAUUUCUGGUAAUCAGAUAAAAGAAAUGUAUCCCUUUCCAGCAUUACUUAUCCUGGUUGUAAUCCCCUCCAUUUCUGAUGGUCAGCAUGAGACCACCUGCAACGUUGUCCCGAAAGAUCAGUACAUUGAAGUGGGGUCCGAUACCGAGAUAGUGUGCCAGACUUCAUGUGUCCCUGGCAAGGUUUUCUGGACACUGAACAAGAUACCCGUAGAUGAAAGCCUGUCACACAUUACCAACUCCUCACACACAGUCGUGACACUGAGGAACUUCACUCACCACAUUGCUACGUUGGAAUGCAGCAGUGUAGAUACGAAGCAGGUCCUUGGAGGCACCACCAUCAGAACGUACUCAAAACCCGGCAAAAUAUCAUGCAUCUUGCACUAUGAUAAAUAUUUUAAGAGCGGAGUGCCACAGCUGUUAACAUGCAACUGGGAGCAUGAGAUUGAUUCUUCAUUGGCUGUAAACUACACUGUACUAAUUGAUCCUAAUCAGACUAAAAUCUGCAACUCAACCAUAACAACAUGCACAGCCAAACAUUCAGUAGAUCUUUGGCAAAAUUCCACUGUUACUGUUAGAGCUAGAACUACUGCUUGGGAAGCUUCCUCCAACACUUAUACAUUCAACCCGUAUCACAUACUGAAAAUGAGCCGUCCGGAGAUUAAGGUGACCACCUUCUAUGAUCAUCUAUUGGUUGAGUGGAACCGGUCACCUACCUAUCAAAAAAAGUGUCACUGUCAAGUCCAAUACAAAAAGGCAGUAAAUGAAAGCACUCCAGAGUGGGUGCUCAAUAAGACUCUCACCUCCGACCAGAGAGGGUCCAAUGUGACCAUUGAAAAACUUGAGUCCUGCAGUAACUACAAAUUUGCAGCCCGCUGUGCUUUAGAUAAGGCCCCUUGGAGCGAGUGGACCAAUAAGACAAUUCUUACCAAACUAAAUAAGAGUGACGUCAAGCUGCGCCUGUGGAGAAAAGUAGCUGAACCGGAGAAAAAUGGAAUUAGAAAAGUUCAUGCCAUGUGGGUGGAGAUUCCUUCAACAUGCCAAGGCACAUUUAGCUACACUAUCCAACAGACUCCUUACCCGGAAAGCACAACUGGAGUGAAUAAUAAAGAUCAUAUAUGUGGCAAUUCAACUUGUGAUGUUUAUGUGAACCAAGAUGCACACAGACUACAUCUCACAGUCUUCGAUAAUGAACAUCUGCUUGGGGAGGACUCUGUUUAUGUUCCAGCCAUUGGAGAGAGCCUCCCUGAAGUUACUGACAUCCAGACCUCAACCCUGGAAGGGGUUAUUCUGGUAAGAUGGAAGGCUCCGGUUCCUGUCGGUGGUUACAUGAUCGACUACACCCACGAUGGAAAUCAUUACUACUGGAAGGAGAGCAAAUACACUAACGCAACACUAUUUGGCCUCCUGGAUAAGAAGCCAUACAAUAUUACAAUAACUCCCCUCUUUGGUGACAAGACAGGUCAUGGCACACAAGUCUUUCAGAUCUGCUCCAGAAUCGGAGAUCCAGGGAAUGUCAAUAUCAGCAAUGUUGAGCCUUAUGACAAAAGUGCCAGUGUGAGUUGGAUUGUGGAGUCACAGGAGGCAUGCAGUGGUGCUGUUGUCAACUACACCAUCUUCUACUAUACACAGAAGGGGCCACUGCUCAAUGUUACUGUAGAUGGCACGAAGCAGGGCAUCCUUUUGGAAGACCUGAAUCCAGACACCCAAUACAACGUUUAUGUCAGGGCCACAGCUCUUACCGGAGCUACCAAAAGCACUGACAGGGUCUUUGAAACCAAAACAUUUGAUCCGAGGCUCAUGACACUACUCAGUGUCUGCGGAUCCAUCACUAUAUUUCUUGUGUUAUCUCUUGGAUUAUGGUGUGCUAUUCAGUGGAAGAAAUUCAAGGAGAAGCCAGUGCCAAACCCUGGCCUCAGUUCUGUGGCGUUGUGGCCAUCGGCAAGCAGUCGAAAGGGAGCGUGCCCCUUCCAGCCAUUCAGUAAUCCAUCUGAAAGCCUUUGUGACAUGGUUUACACAGAGGAAGCUCAGAGAACAUCUACCUCUCCACUAGCUACAGACUGUAACGGGAACACAGCCAGUGAACAGACGGAGGAAUACGUUGUAGCACCAGACCCCGUCAAAUCUGUUGAGACACAGCAUCUACCCUCUCCUGGAGAAUCCACAGCACUGAUUUUUUCAGAAAACAGCCCGACAAGCCCUUAUCGAAGUCAGAGUUCUGUGGAAACUCACACCCUGAGGACCAGCAAACAAUGUAAGCGAGUUCCAGUAAAACAACAAGAAAAGGCUCUGACUGUUUAUGUCACUCUGGACAUGUUUGAACAAGGCCAGGGAAGGUGAAAUGAAAACAAAACCAUUAUUGUGUUCCAAGAGUUCAGAUAAGCCACUCAGGUCUGAAUACAGCAUGUGUGGUUUAAUAUUCCCCCAAAUUUCCAUUGUAAUGUGUGGCAAUAUGUGUGGAAUCAAAGUAAAGAAGAAAGAUUGAUGAUUGUAGACUUCAUCACCCAGGUAACAAAAUGUAAUGUUUUGUGUAAAUAUAUGUACAUUUUGCUACUGUUAAUCCUUUAUUGAUACAAGCAUGUAAUAUUUAUUGCAAAACGUUGUGUGGAAGCUGUUAUUAUCAAGUCAACUUGAUAUCUUUCACACAUCUACUGUGUUAUAUGGAGAUAUCUAUUUAUCCCAAUAGUUUUGGGUCUCAUUUAAUGCAAAGACAGAGCCCUUAAAUAGAAAUGACAAUUAUUUAAUGAUAUAUUGAUUUUCUUUCUACAAUGCAAUUAAAUUGGGAAGUACAGUGCUUUUGUAUAAAAUAGGGCAAAACUGCACUCAACAAGCUGCCUACAGGUAUAAUCUAAUGCAUCAUCACAAAUCUUAUUUCACAUUUAUCUAUUAAAUGGUUAAAAAUCCCCUCAUUACCAAAGGACACUACAACAUUUCAUAAAUAUACGUUAAAUUACUUUUUUGAACAAGUAACACCAACAACAAACAUGGCCGGGGGUUCUGAAGCAGAAAAUCACAAUAUUAAACAAAUGUACUGUAAUGUACUGCUUGUAAUCAAUUUCAAAGAGAAAUGAUUAUAUGGCCUGUGAUUAGAGUAUACAUUUAUGGAUAUACAUUUUAACUAACAGUAAAAUCAGAUUAGUAAUGUAGUUAAUUCAUAAAACCCCAGGUAUAUGCUGGGGGAAAUCUGUCAUUGUAGAAAAGAUUUUGGAGGAUAAUGCAGAUGAAUGUACAUAAUAUACUGUAUGUACAAAUAUAUUUUUACCUGUCUUUGUUCAGCUUUGUUGUCCUUGUUUUAGCUGUAUGGCUAUUUUGUAUUCCUGUAUAAUGUUCUGCACGUAAGUACAUUGAAAGCAGCUUAAACCCAGAGUCACAUUUCUUGUACAUGCACACUAAUAUGCCAAUAAAGCUAGUCUGAUUCUGGUCCUAUAA